Messenger RNA from Pomacea canaliculata, 792 nucleotides. Its product is annotated as 40S ribosomal protein S13. Gene Ontology annotation, biological process: translation. NCBI's taxonomy places the organism in Eukaryota, Metazoa, Mollusca, Gastropoda, Architaenioglossa, Ampullariidae. Gene Ontology annotation, cellular component: nucleolus; cytosolic small ribosomal subunit; ribosome. The transcript is spliced from 6 exons. The record is from RefSeq and is a predicted model, not a curated record. Bases 81 to 536 code for a protein of 151 amino acids. Gene Ontology annotation, molecular function: structural constituent of ribosome; small ribosomal subunit rRNA binding.
GCAUACCUGGAGGAUACAGGAAUAGCGUCCCUUGAUUCCUCAUCCGGGUUCUUUUCUACCGCAAGGGACUAGCCGACAUCAUGGGUCGUAUGCACAAUCCUGGAAAGGGUAUCUCCCAGUCUGCAUUGCCAUAUAGGCGUUCAGUGCCAACGUGGCUUAAAUUGUCAUCUGAGGAUGUCCAAGACCAAAUAUUCAAAUUUGCCAAGAAAGGCCUCACUCCUUCUCAAAUAGGUGUAUUGCUUCGUGAUUCACAUGGAGUUGCACAAGUUCGCCAUGUAACUGGCAACAAAAUUUUGAGAAUCCUCAAGGCUAAGGGUUUGGCCCCUGACCUCCCAGAGGAUUUGUACUCCCUCAUCAAGAAGGCAGUUAACAUUCGCAAGCAUCUGGAGCGCAACAGAAAGGACAAAGACGCCAAGUUCAGGCUCAUUCUUGUGGAGAGCCGCAUCCACCGCCUGGCACGUUAUUACAAAACGAGGAAAGUUCUUCCUCCUAACUGGAAGUACGAGUCUGCCACCGCUUCUGCUCUUGUUGCUUAAAUUCGUGGACAUCAGUUAUUAAUAAAUCUUGACUGAGGGAACAAUUCUUUAUCUGUGUGGUGUGUUUGACGUCAAAAUGAAAGAGAAGACCGCGUUGACUCUGGUGCAAAUUUAAAAGUUUUCAGAAAUAAAGCAUGGUGGGAAAAAAAUGUUAAAAAGAUACACUGCCCUCUGUCAUGAAACAACACUGUUAAAAAUCCAAAUACCAUUAAGUAUAUUUCUAGAGAAAAAAAUUAAAACACUUCUGCGUGUCUAA